Messenger RNA from Aspergillus aculeatinus CBS 121060, 1105 nucleotides. RefSeq lists its product as uncharacterized. Bases 294 to 902 code for a protein of 202 amino acids. The record is from RefSeq and is a predicted model, not a curated record. NCBI's taxonomy places the organism in Eukaryota, Fungi, Ascomycota, Eurotiomycetes, Eurotiales, Aspergillaceae. The transcript has a single exon.
GCAGGAGGAAGGAAGUACUAAUUCUUUAACCUAGUAGUUAUGCAGUACGUACUGUAGAGUGUCAGUUACUCCCUGGACACACUCUCCCUUAAUUCCAAACCACACAAGAGUCAGUCAAUCUUCUUAUCAUCGUGGGUGUCCUGCUGGUGGAUGCGUAAGCAACAGGCAGGGGCGGAGUCCCGCCGGGCUCUUCCGCUGUCCAUUCGGAUGAGCCGUAACCCCGUCACUGUCACUGUCAUGACCAAUACAGUCGAAUCAAUUCGAUACCAUCGUGACAAUGGCCACCAUUGAAGAUGCUUAUCCACAAGCCCACUGCGCGAGGGUGCAUCUUUUUUGCCCCCUUGCGGACGGACCCUCAGGAACGAAAGUACCACGAUGGCUACAGGAAAAGAGUACAGAGACACGUUGCCUGGCGGUUGGAUCCUGUCUCCGGGUUUGAUGUCAUAGGGGGGAGGGGGAAACGAACAAGCGACAGUCCGCCCCCCGUCCUUCCCUCACUAAGUGACCGAUCACCACCGAAUAGCUCGACUGUCUCGUCCCAUGUGCUGCUAACUUACAGGCGCGCUCCGCCGGGCAGAAGGGGGGAUCGUCGAUUUUUCCCGUGUGCCAUACGCGGACUCCGUACCACCACUCUUCGUGCUCCCAUCUUGGUCUGGAGGUUGACGGAAAGGAGACGGGCGGGUAUUGAUGAAGCUGCAAGGUGUGCAGUAUGGUACGCCGUACUCCGUAGACAAACGCAUGAGCCUGACCUAAACUUGAUGCCUAAUGAGCCUGGAGUCGAGGUUGCCAGGCCGAUAUCCAUCCGAUUGACCGGUGUUCCAGCCACAUCGAUAUCCAAUCCCCACGCUAGACCGGGCCGGUGGUCAGCUAUGGGUCAGGUAUUGUCAGUGUCAACGGUGUGACCAAUACCGUCUUUUACUCUUCAACCAUCUGGCUACCUCUGAUGUCUCAAGUGCGUGCUGUAUCCUUGGUAGUCGUAGCACAGUAGAAGUGGGUAGAUGAGGUGCUGAGUGGUGUGCGUUGAUAGUCAGUAGCGCAUCUGUGACCUCGAGCCUAUGCCAUCAUGUUUAUUUAUAUCCGUAAGUAUACAAGUGCUGGAACUCGA